AUGCAACUAGAGGGCUCUUUCUGCUUGUUUUGGUGUCUCCUACCAUUCAGCUUUAGCGUCGUCAGAAGAUACUACCUUGGUGCAGUAGAGCUGUCCUGGGACUAUAUGCAAAGUGAUCUGCUUCAGGAGCUGCACCUGGAUACAAGAUUAUUUCCUAGAGUGCCAAGAUCUCCAUUCAACACCACAGUCAUGUUCAAAAAGACUGUGUUUGUAGAGUUCACGGAUCACCUUUUCAACAUGGCCAAGCCCAGACCCCCUUCCAUGGGUCUGCUGGGUCCUACCAUCCGGACUGAGGUUUAUGACACAGUAAUCCUUACACUUAAGAACAUGGCUUCUCAUCCUGUCAGUCUUCAUGCUGUUGGUGUGUCCUACUGGAAAGCCUCUGAGGGAGCUGAGUAUUAUGAUAAGACCAGCCAAAGGGAGAAAGAAGAUGAUAAAGUCAUUCCUGGUGAAAGUCAUACCUACAUCUGGCAGGUCCUGAGAGAGAAUGGUCCAAUGGCCUCUGACCCACCAUGUCUGACUUAUGCCUAUUUUUCUCACGUGGAUCUAGUUAAAGACCUGAAUUCAGGGCUCAUUGGAGCCCUGCUGGUAUGUAAAGAAGGGAGUCUGGCCAAAGACAGGACACAAACCUUGUAUGAAUUUGUGAUACUUUUUGCUGUAUUUGAUGAAGGAAAAAGCUGGCACGCAGAAGCAAAUGGAUCUUUGGCUCAAGAUGCAGACUUUACAUCUACUAGGCCCUGGCCUAAAAUGUACACAGUUAAUGGCUAUGUAAAUCGAUCUCUGCCAGGUCUAAUUGGAUGUCACAAGAAGUCAGUCUAUUGGCAUGUGAUUGGAAUGGGUACCACCCCUGAAGUGCACUCAAUCUUCCUUGAAGGUCAUACGUUUCUUGUAAGGAACCAUCGUCAAGUGUCCUUGGAAAUCUCACCAAUAACUUUCCUUACUGCGCAGACACUCUUGAUGGACCUCGGCCACUUUCUUCUGUUUUGUCAUAUCCCUUCCCACCAACAUGAUGGCAUGGAAGCUUAUAUCAAAGUAAAUAGCUGUCCAGAGGAACCCCAACUGCAGAAGAAAAACAAGAAAGAAGACAGUGAUGAGGAUGACCUUUAUGAUUCUGAUAUGGAUAUGCUCAGAUUUGAUGAUGAUGACAAUUUCCCUGCCUAUAUCCAAAUUCGCUCAGUUGCCAAGAAGCACCCUAAAACUUGGAUCCAUUAUAUCGCUGCUGAGGAGGAAGACUGGGACUAUGCUCCUACAGCUCUCCCCUCCACAAACAGAAGUUAUAAGAGUCAAUUUUUGAACAAUGGCACUCGACAGAUUGGUAAGAAGUACAAAAAAGCCCGAUUUCUUGCAUACACAGAUGAAACCUUUCAGACUCGUGAAGUUAUUCAGCAGGAAUCAGGAAUCUUGGGACCUUUACUUUAUGGAGAAGUUGGAGACACACUCUUGAUUAUAUUUAAGAACCAAGCAAGCCGACCAUAUAACAUCUACCCUCAUGGAAUCACUAAUGUCAGUCCUUUGUACUCAGGGAAAUUACCAAAAGGUGUGAAACACUUGAAAGAUUUCCAGAUUAUGCCAGGAGAGAUUUUCAAGUAUAAAUGGACAGUGACUGUAGAAGAUGGGCCUACUAAAUCAGAUCCUCGGUGCCUGACACGGUAUUACUCCAGCUUCAUUAAUCUGGAGAGAGAUCUAGCUUCAGGACUCAUUGGCCCUCUCCUCAUCUGUUACAAAGAAUCUGUAGAUCAGCGAGGAAACCAGAUGAUGUCAGACAAAAGAAAUGUCAUCCUGUUUUCUGUGUUUGAUGAAAACCGAAGCUGGUACCUCACAGAAAAUAUGCAACGUUUCCUCCCCAAUGCAGCAGGAGUGGAAGUCCAGGAUCCAGAGUUCCAAGCCUCCAACAUGAUGUACAGUAUCAAUGGCUAUGUUUUUGAUAACCUGCAGUUGUCAGUUUGUUUACAUGAGGUAGCAUACUGGUACAUUCUAAGUGUUGGAGCACAGACUGACUUUCUAUCUGUCUUCUUCUCUGGAUAUACCUUCAAACACAAAAUGGUAUUUGAAGACACACUUACCCUAUUCCCAUUCUCAGGGGAAACUGUCUUCAUGUCAAUGGAAAACCCAGGUCUAUGGGUUCUGGGGUGCCAUAACUCAGAUUUUCGGAAUAGAGGCAUGACAGCUUUACUGAAAGUUUCUAGUUGUGAAAGGAACACUGAAGAUUAUGAGGACAACUAUGAAGAUAUUCCAGUCAACUUUAUGAAUGAAAAUAGUGUCCUUGAACCCAGAUCAUUUUCCGAGAAGUCAAGAAAUUCUAGGCAAAAACAACUCAAGGACACCACAGCUCCAGGAAAUGACAUAGAGGCAAUGGACCCUCAUUUUGGAAAGAGAAUACAGUUACUUGAAGCACAGAAUGUCUCCUCUAGUGAUUUGCUCUUGGUUCUGGGACAGGGCACUGCUCCAUAUGGAUUAUCCUUUUCUGAUCUCCAAAGAGCUCAGUAUGAGGCUAUUCCUGAUGAUUCCUCACUUGAAGCAAUGGAAAAUCAAGAGGACCCAUCUGAAAUGGCACACCUCAGGCCACUCCAUCACAGUAGGGACCUAGUAUUUACUCCUGAAGCAGACCUCCCAUUAAGAUUAAAUGAGAAUUUGAAAACAAUUACACCAGAAGACUUGGAGAAAUUGGACUUUAAAAAUUCUAGUUCAUCAAAUAAUGUUACUUCACCAAUAAGUGUAUUAGCUAGCUUGCCAGUAAGUACUGAAGUAACGGAUUCCUUAGAGCUCCUGAAUAGGACAGCUCACCUUGGCAGUCAGCUAGGCGCCAUUCUAUUUGGCAGAAAGUCAUCUCAGCUCAUUAAGUCCAGUGUACCUUUAAAUUCAAGUGAAAGAGGUAAUAAUUCUGCAUUGUUAGAAGUCACUUUAACAAGUAGUAAAGUACGUUUGCUAGGAGAAAAAGUAUUAUCAAUGGAGAGUGAUAAAGAAAGAAAAGUUCCUAGAUAUGCUUCACCGAUGAAAGAGAAUGCUUUAUUUAAAGUUAAUCUAUCUUUGGGAGAAAUGAACAAGGCACUCAGUAACUCAUUGACUAAUGGGAAGGCUCACAUUGAUGGGCUAGCAUUAUUAAAUGAGAAUAAUAUGUCACGCUGGCAAGAUGGAUUUGGGAAUGAUACUGAGUUCCAAAAAGUUACUUCACCAAUUCAUAGUGAAAUAUUUAGAGACAGAAAUACCACAUCUUUGGUGUUAAAUCAUGCAUCAAAUAAAACUGCUUCAUCAAAAGAUGUAGAAACGGUCCAUAAAAAAAAAGACCUUGUGUCACUAGAUGCAAAAGAUCAAGACACAUCAGUCUCCACAAUGUUAUUCUUGCCAAAUUCAACAAAUUUGAUAAAAAGGAACCAUGGAGAGAACUCCCUGAGUUCAGAGCAUGGGCCUAUUUCAGUGCAAUUAAUAUCCUUUGGCUCAGAAAAUUCUGUGAAAGAUCAAAAUUUCUUGUCAGAGAAGAAUAAGGUGACAAUAGGAGAGAAUGAAUUUAGAAAGAACAGAAGUUUCAAAGAGAUAUUAUUUCUAAACAAGAGCAUAUUUCUUACAAACUCAGCUAAUAUACGGGGAAAUUUUACCCCAGAUGAAGAAAAAAUAUUUCAGGAAGAGAGGGGACAGAAGGAAGCAUUGAUUCAAGAAAAUGUAACUUUGCCUCAACUGCUCCCAGUGACGGGUACUAAGAAUUCCCUGAAGACUGUCUUCUUACUGAGCACUAGGCAAAAUAGUACAGUGGAAGCUUUGCAGGAGGGAACAUAUGCUCCACUGUUCCAAGACACCAGGUCAUUGAAUGACUUGACAAAUAGGUUGGAACUUCACAGAUCCUAUUUCUCAAAAGGAAAAGAGAAAGCAAGCUUAGAAAGCUUGAGAAACCAAACAGAGCAUAUAAUAGAGGAAUGUAAAGGCCCUAUAGAGAUGCCCAAACCCAAGAAAUAUUUAACCCGGGUCAGCUUUGCACAGGUAGAUGACAAUGAAAAGGAAAAAACUAUGACAACUCAGCCUCCCUCAUCAAAUUGUUCUAUGAUGAGUUCCACUGUCACCCAAACAAAUGGCUCUACGUUACCUCCUACAAAGAAACCAGCAUUGUCGUCCAUUAGACCUGCAGAUCUGACCAAGAUACCGUCACAGGCCAACUCUUCUCAUCUUUUAUCAUCAGCCUGGAAUGACACUAUUAGAGAGAAUAGUGCUGGUGUUUCUGAUGUCCAAAAACCCAGUAAUUUUUCACAAGAAGUAAAAAAUAAUAACCUUUCUUCGGCCAUUCUAACUUUGGAUAUAAUCAGAGGACAAGAAAAGACUGUCUCCUUAUGUGCCCCAGACACACCCAUGUAUGAGGAGCUUGGGAACACUUUUCUUUCGAAGCUAGGCAUACCUGAAAAAGUUGAAUUACUUCCUAAAAUUCAUGUUUAUCAAGAAGACCCUUUUCCCACAGAAACUAGCAAUGGUUCUCCUGGACACCUGGACACCAUGGAAAAGAUACUCUUCCAGAAAACACAGGGAGCCAUUAAAUUGAAUGAAGUAAAUAUACCUAGAAAAGUGUCCUUUCUGGAAGACGCAACAGAAAGCACUGAAAAGAUUUUCCCUAAGAUGUUUGGACCCCACAUAUCAAGAGGAGAAUGGCAGUCCCAAGAAAAGCCACCAAAACACACAGCUUUUAAUACAAAGAACAUAAUUUCUCCUCUGAGGCCUGCUGAAAACUCUCAUGCAAUAGCAGUAAUACAUGAGGAACAAGAUAGUCUUCAAAUAAAAGACAUUUGGGCAAAGCAAGGAAGCACUGACAGGUUAUCCUCUAAACGCUUCCCAAUCUUGGAACACCAGCAGCCAAAGGAAAUAACCCCAACUGCUCUACAGCAAGAACAAGAACAAAUUGACUAUGAUGAUGCCCUCUCAGUUGAAAGUAAAAGGGAAGAUUUUGACAUUUACGGUGAAUAUGAGUAUCAAGGGCCCCGAAGCUUUCAUAAGAAAACACGGCACUAUUUUAUUGCUGCAGUGGAGCGAUUCUGGGAUUAUGGGCUGAGCACAUCUCUCCCUGCUGUAAGAAACAGGGCUCAGAGUGACACUGAUUCUCAGUUCAAGAAGGUGGUUUUCCAGGAAUUUGCUGAUAACUCUUUUACCCAACCUUUAUACCGUGGAGAACUAAAUGAACACUUGGGACUGUUGGGGCCAUAUAUAAGAGCAGAAGUUGAAGACUAUAUUGUGGUCACUUUCAAAAACCAAGCCUCGCGUCCUUACUCCUUUUAUUCUAGCCUUAUUUCCUACGAGGAUGAUCAGAGGGAAGGAACAGAGCCCAGAAGAAAUUUAGUGAAGCCUAAUGAAACCAAAACUUAUUUUUGGAAAGUGCAACAUCAUAUGGCACCCACUAAAGAUGAAUUUGACUGCAAAGCCUGGGCUUAUUUCUCUGAUGUUGAUCUGGAAAAAGAUCUUCACUCAGGCUUGAUUGGACCCCUUCUUAUCUGCCGCACUAAUACAUUGAACCCUGCUCUUGGAAGACAGCUGACAGUUCAGGAAUUUGCACUGUUUUUCACUAUCUUUGAUGAGACCAAGAGCUGGUAUUUCACUGAAAACCUGGAAAGGAAUUGCAAGGCUCCCUGCAGUAUUCAGAUGGAGGGAUCAAUUCGUCAAAAGAACUAUCGUUUCCAUGCAAUUAAUGGCUAUGUGAUGGAUACACUACCCGGCUUAGUAAUGGCUCAGAAUCAAAGGGUCCGAUGGUACCUGCUUAGCAUGGGCAGCAAUGAAAAUAUCCAUUCUAUUCAUUUCAGUGGGCAUGUGUUCACUGUACGGAAAAAAGAGGAGUAUAAAAUGGCAGUCUACAACCUCUAUCCAGGUGUGUUUGGAACAGUGGAAAUGCUGCCAUCCAAGACUGGAAUUUGGCGGGUUGAAUGCCUGAUUGGUGAACACCUGCAAGCUGGAAUGAGAGCUGUCUUUCUGGUGUAUAGCAAAGAGUGUCAGACUCCUCUGGGAAUGGCUUCUGGACACAUUAGAGACUCUCAGAUUACAGCCUCAGGACACUAUGGAGAGUGGGCUCCAAGGCUCGCCAGACUUCACUAUACUGGAUCAGUCAAUGCCUGGAGCACCAAGGCUCCCUUUCCUUGGAUCAAGGUCUUCUUUGGUAAUGUAGAUUCAUCUGGGAUAAAACACAAUAUAUUUAAUCCUCCAAUUGUUGCUCAGUAUAUCCGUUUGCAUCCAACACAUCAUAGCAUACGCAGCACUCUGCGCAUGGAGUUGAUGGGCUGUGACUUAAACAGUUGUGGCAUGCCGCUGGGAAUGGAGAGUAAAGCAGUAACAGAUGCGCAGAUCACAGCUUCAUCCUACUUCACCAAUAUGUUUGCCACCUGGGCUCCUUCACAGGCCCGACUUCACCUCCAGGGCAGGACCAAUGCGUGGAGACCACAGGUGAAUGACCCAAAAGAGUGGCUGCAAGUGGACUUAUCAAAGACAAUGAAAGUUACUGGAAUCAUGACCCAGGGGGCAAAAUCUCUUCUUACCAGCAUGUAUGUAAAAGAAUUCCUCAUCUCCAGCAGUCAAGAUGGGUAUCACUGGACUCUCUAUCUUCAGAAUGGCAAAGUAAAGGUUUUUCAGGGAAAUCAAGAUUCCAUCACACCUAUGGUGAAUUUUUUUGACCCACCACUGCUGGCUCGUUAUCUUAGAAUCUACCCCCAGAGCUGGGUGCACCACAUUGCGCUGAGACUGGAGGUUCUAGGCUGCCAAUCACAACAACACUACUGA
This is a messenger RNA of Elephantulus edwardii (Cape elephant shrew), 6735 nucleotides long. It is a transcript of the gene F8, whose product is annotated as coagulation factor VIII, procoagulant component. Lineage: Eukaryota; Metazoa; Chordata; Mammalia; Macroscelidea; Macroscelididae. The transcript has 25 exons. The coding region runs from base 1 to 6735 and encodes 2244 amino acids. Gene Ontology annotation, molecular function: oxidoreductase activity; copper ion binding. The record is from RefSeq and is a predicted model, not a curated record.